Messenger RNA from Spea bombifrons (plains spadefoot toad), 1649 nucleotides. RefSeq names its product arrestin domain containing 1 (gene ARRDC1). NCBI's taxonomy places the organism in Eukaryota, Metazoa, Chordata, Amphibia, Anura, Pelobatidae. Gene Ontology annotation, biological process: protein transport. Bases 63 to 1334 code for a protein of 423 amino acids. Gene Ontology annotation, cellular component: cytoplasm. The transcript has 8 exons. Gene Ontology annotation, molecular function: ubiquitin protein ligase binding; ubiquitin-like ligase-substrate adaptor activity. The record is from RefSeq and is a predicted model, not a curated record.
AGCAGUGUGGUUGCGGGCGCCGUGCCUUCAGUCGCAGUGUGCCCAGCGCUGUACCGGCGGCCAUGGGGAAAGUGCAGCUCUUCGAGAUCAGCCUGAGGGACAGCAGAGUCAUCUACAGCCCGGGGGAGGCGCUGGCCGGCACGGUCACCAUCCGGACCCAGGCUGCCCUGCCCUACAAAGCCAUCAAGGUGAGCUGCGUGGGGACCUGCGGCGUCUCUAACAAAGUAAACGACUCGUCCUGGAACGUGGAGGAACAGUAUUUCAACAGCACCUUCUCGCUGGCCGAUAAAGGAACCCUCCAGCCCGGAGAACAUUCUUUCUCAUUCCAGUUCCUUCUACCCACCUCCGCGCCCACUUCUUUUGAGGGUCCGUUUGGGAAGGUCACGCACCAGAUCCGAGCUGUGAUAGAAACUCGAAGGCUCUCCAAAGAUUACAAAAGCAACAAACUCUUCUAUAUUUUGAGACCUUUGGACCUCAACGAAAUCCCAGAAAUUGAGCAACUGAGCUGCGCGACGGCCACGAAGAAGUUUAACUACAAGCUGGUGAAGUCUGGGCAGCUGAUGCUGAAGGUGACGACGGACCUGAGGGGUUACGUGGUAGGACAACCUAUCCAAAUCCACGCCGAGCUGGAGAACAAGUCGGGGAGGGACACGGGAGCCAUCGUGGCGAGUCUCAUCCAGAAAGUUGCCUACAAGUCCAAACGUUGUGUUUACGACCUGAGGACCAUCGCGGAGGUGGAAGGCGCGCCGGUGAAAGCGUGGAAGCAUGCGGUUUGGGACGAGCAGAUCCUGGUGCCGGCCCUUCCACAAUCCAUCCUACAGGGCUGCAAUCUCAUCCAUAUAGACUACUACCUCCAGGUCACGGUGAAGAGCCCGGAGGCGUCGGUGACGUUACCGCUCUACAUCGGAAACAUUCCGGUCAAUCUCUCGCGUCUCGGCCCGAGACAUUCCAUCGCUCACGCGCCCUCCCCUGUCGUUCCCAGCGCGCCUCCCGCAGACGACGAGGCAGGCGGUUCCCAACCCAUGGACAACGUAUCCCUUCCCACCAAGUGCCACUCGCAGCAGCAGUCCCACGUCCCUUUCAGCUAUGCCCCCGAACUCAGCUUCCCGAACUCCAACGGAGAACCAGAGACGCUGGGCUCUCCUUCCCACCCCACCCUCUGCCUGUCCACCGGAGCCACUGUCCCGUACUUCGCGGACGGAGCCGUCGUGCCGGUCCCCACGGCCAGUGCGCUUAUCCUUCCCCCGGAGUACAGCACAUGGGGGUAUCCCUACGACGCUCCGCCGUCGUAUGAACAAAGCUGCAGCAGCACCAACGUCAGCAACGGGGAAUAACCGCCAUCUUCCACGGCGAAGAAGAAGACGCAGCGCUCCGGAGGAUGGAUAUUGUUUUCUCGUUCUGCUUUGAUUUUUGCACAUUUUGUCUUCUUUCGAGUCUUUUUUAUGAAUGUUUUAACUGUCCUCCCCUUCACAUGAAAUAGCCUCUGGUUUUUUUUUUUUUGUAUCCCACCCAACGGCGCCGAGACGAUGCGGCCCGCAAAUAUCCAGUGACUUAUGGCUUUCCGUGUGAGGGGGCUAAUUUAUAAUGUUUUAAACACCUGUGAUGCCUUAUUAAACUGAAAUUAUAAAUAUAUAUAUAUAUAUCUGAGA